UUGAUUCCACCUACCUAUCCCACUUUUUCCUCCUUCCCCUCCUGUGAAGCUUCAAAACUACACACAACGCUCCAACUGUCUCUCUCUCUCUCUCUCAAUAAUAGUCAAAGAGCACAUCCCUAUCUUCAAUCCUCCAAUUCCACUGAAAAAACCAGGUGUGAGUCUUUAUUAGAUUUCUCUUCUCUGGGUUCAUAAGCCUUGUUUGUCUUGAUUUCUCAUAAGAAACAGAAAAAAAUUGAGAGAAACUAGUAAAAGUAGAGGUGGGUUUUGUUGGGUCUUUCUUGUUUGAGGCUCUCUAUCUAGUUUGAGAAAAGGUCUAAUUUUCACAGCCAUGGCUUGUUCAUUGAAGACUGGUCUCUCUGUUUCUGGGUCUAAUCAGACCUUCCCCAGGUCCAAAACCAAAGGGGUUCUGCAGCUUUCUCCUUCUAAUCACUAUCUCCAGUUUACAGACUCACAUUCUAAGGAUUUUCUGGGAAAACCCAUGUUUGUUGCAGAUCACAAGGGUUUAAGAGAUUGGAAUUCCAAACCCUCCUCAAAAUUUGCCAUUCAUGCACAAUCAUCGAUUUGUGUGAGCAAAGCUCUGCGUUGGUGGGAGAAGACACUGAAACCUAAUAUGAUAGAGAUCCAAUCAGCGCAAGAACUUGUAGAUUCAUUGUUGGGUGCUGGUGAUAGAUUGGUUGUAGUUGAUUUCUAUUCCCCUGGUUGUGGAGGUUGCAAAGCUUUGCAUCCUAAGAUCUGUCAACUGGCUGAAUCGAACCCAAAUGUGAUUUUUCUCAAAGUUAACUAUGAAGAGCUCAAGAAAAUGUGCCAUUGUCUCCACAUACAUGUCUUGCCCUUCUUCAGAUUCUACAGAGGUGCUGAGGGCAGGUUGUGCAGCUUCAGCUGCACCAAUGCAACUAUCAAGAAGUUCAAAGAUGCAUUGGCAAAACAUGGGACUGAUAGAUGCAAUCUUGGCCCUACAAAAGGACUUGAUGAGUCUGAGCUAUUGAGUUUAGCCUCAAUCGGUGAGAUAUCUAUAAAUUCACCAUUUUCAUCAACCAAGGAAGAGAAAAUGGAAGACUUGGUUCUGAAAAACAUAGAUUUGAUUGGUGCAUUGGGCAAAGCAAGCAAUGAUAAGAUGGGACUUGAAGAAGAGAAGAAGGGUGCAAUGUUGUUGGCUUGAAAGCUUGAUCCAAGAUUGUUGGAUAUUGGUUAUGGAGUAAAGCAGCUCCAAAUUUCUAUGAUUUUUUGUUUUUAGUAUUUUUGGGGCUUGUUUGUAUAUAUAUGUAUCACUUCUGGGUUUUCCAUAAGCAGGCUUAUGUUUUUUUUUUUUUUUGUGGAUAAGCCCUGCAUGUUUGGUAAAUCUAUGAUUCUGGUGGAUUGGAUAUUUUAUCUCAUCUUUUUAGCUGGAGAUAAUAUUUCAUGACACGUAUCUCUUCUUCUUUCUUUUUUUUUUAAUAUAUAUUUUUUUUGGUGGAUC
Camellia sinensis is the source of this 1459-nucleotide messenger RNA. RefSeq names its product thioredoxin-like 1-2, chloroplastic. The record is from RefSeq and is a predicted model, not a curated record. Gene Ontology annotation, biological process: cell redox homeostasis. NCBI's taxonomy places the organism in Eukaryota, Viridiplantae, Streptophyta, Magnoliopsida, Ericales, Theaceae. Gene Ontology annotation, cellular component: chloroplast.